CCGGGACCGGAGCCCGGGCCGAGGAUCCGAGCCACGAGAAGCGCUGAGGCUGUUUUUCAUCGUCUGCUUUUGGGUUCAGUUUGCCGGAGAUUUUUUUUUAGACCUUUUUCAGAAUGGAUUACUUCUCCAUGAUGGUCUCUCUGCUGUUGGUGGCUUUCCAUGGAGCUCCCGAGACAGCGGCCUCGGGCACGGAGCUCAGCACAGGAGCGGAAAACCCAGGGGAGAAGCCCCCGGCCAGCGCACCUUGGCGGCCGCGCCGCUCCAAGCGGUGCUCCUGCUCCUCGCUGAUGGACAAGGAGUGCGUCUACUUCUGCCACCUGGACAUCAUCUGGGUCAACACCCCCGGGCACAUCGUCCCGUAUGGACUUGGAAGCCCGUCCAGGUCCAAGCGAUCCUUGAAGGAUUUAUUUCCUACCAGGGCAGCGUACCACAAGAACAGGUGCCAGUGCACGAGCCCACACGACAAGAAGUGCUGGAAUUUUUGCCAAGCAGGAACGGAACUCAGAGCCCAAGAGACUAUGGAGAAAGGCAGGAACAACCUUAAGAAAGGCAAAGACUGCUCCAAGCUUGGAAAGAAGUGUAUUCUUCAAAAGCUGAUGCAAGGGAGAAAAAUAAGAAGGUUGGAGGCCAUCAGCAACAGCAUCAAGACAUCUUUUCAUGCUGCCCAGCUGAGAGCCCAGCUCCACCGAGAGCAGAAAGUGACCCACAACCGGACACAUUGAUGACCGAUCUCCUGGGCCUGUCGGAGCCGUGUGGCUGACUCUGCUCACUCUCUCACUCGCUCUUUCUCUUCCCUCACUGCCUGGGACCAGAGCUGGAGCUGUCUCCCUGUCAGACUGUAUCUUCUUCCAGCCGGGUGGAGAACCAGCGUCCUUAUUCUGAACGUCCCAGGAGAGACCAAGGAGUGCUCGCACCUGUCUUCCUUGGCUUCCUACGGCAGGAACUGCUCGGGUCUCCUCUGUGGCUCGGGGAUGGUAGUAGACCUCUCAGAAGGCAGAGACACACAGUGCCUUUGGAGCCUCCAGCAGGAUCAGGGUGGAGUUGCUGAAGAAGGUCCUGUGGAAGUGUUUGUGCCUGACUCAGGCACCCGGCACAUUUCAGGGAGGCACUGCAGAGUCCACGCAACGAUUUUGCUAAGGAAUGCACAAAUUGAAAACACACUCAAAGGACAAGCACUCAAGUUAAAAAGAAAGACUCUGUAUUUUUUUUUUUGAUUCAUAAAAUGCAAAACUGAAACUGUUACUACUGCAAAUCAGGAUGUGUUUCAUGAAUGAGUCUACCUCACCUCUAUUGCACUCAUGACUGCCUCCCCAAACUCUCUCCCUCCUGAGCCCUCCGACCCUGGUCUCAGCCUUCAGCAGGUCCUGUAUUGUCCUUG
Oryctolagus cuniculus (rabbit) is the source of this 1378-nucleotide messenger RNA. It is a transcript of the gene EDN1, whose product is annotated as endothelin 1. Gene Ontology annotation, cellular component: extracellular region. Gene Ontology annotation, biological process: regulation of vasoconstriction; vein smooth muscle contraction; intracellular calcium ion homeostasis. The record is from RefSeq and is marked provisional. Lineage: Eukaryota; Metazoa; Chordata; Mammalia; Lagomorpha; Leporidae. Gene Ontology annotation, molecular function: hormone activity; endothelin B receptor binding; endothelin A receptor binding.